Messenger RNA from Coregonus clupeaformis (lake whitefish), 2328 nucleotides. RefSeq names its product small ubiquitin-related modifier 1. Lineage: Eukaryota; Metazoa; Chordata; Actinopteri; Salmoniformes; Salmonidae. Gene Ontology annotation, biological process: protein sumoylation. Bases 120 to 428 code for a protein of 102 amino acids. Gene Ontology annotation, cellular component: PML body; nucleus. Gene Ontology annotation, molecular function: ubiquitin-like protein ligase binding; protein tag activity. The record is from RefSeq and is a predicted model, not a curated record. The transcript has 5 exons.
CUCUUUCCGAUGACGUCACGGACAGUGUUUUGGAGGCGAGGAGUUGUUGAAGAAAAUCGAAGAGCCUUGUUAUCAACACGGGCGUCCUAAACUGCUCUAUCUAAUAGACAGAGAACAAUAUGUCAGAAGAUACAGACACAAAACCUUCAAGUCAGGAUGGAGGAGACCAAAAAGAUGGAGAAUACAUCAAACUGAAAGUGAUCGGUCAGGACAACAGUGAAAUUCACUUCAAAGUGAAGAUGACGACCCAUCUGAAGAAGCUGAAGGAGUCUUAUAGCCAGAGACAGGGUGUCCAUAUGAGUACCUUACGGUUUCUAUUUGAGGGACAAAGAAUCUCAGACAACCACACUCCAAAAGAGCUCGGGAUGGAAGAUGAGGACGUCAUCGAGGUCUAUCAGGAACAGACUGGAGGACUUCAGAAUAAUUAAUUUACCUGGAUUUACCUUCUCUUUUUUUUUAAUGAUGAUAAUAUUGUAUUUUAUAUUGAUUGAUUUGUUUGGCUGUGUGUUCCUCUCAGUGGGAGAGAAGAGAGAAUAACUGUCUGACACUUCUCCUGUUCUGUUGUCUUAUGCUCACCUGGGCCCUGGUCUGUUUGCGGGCUAUGCGUCCUGGAGUAUGAGUGUUAUUAUGAAUUCGGCCCCUGGAACAAGACUAACAUCAUCCAGUUGUGGUUCAUGAUGUUGGCCAGAUAUCAUUAUUUCUGGUCAUAUUAACUAAACCACCAAGGGCUUCAGUUUGGUUGAUUAGCGUCCGUUCCAUAUAUAGAUUUCUACAGUAUAUAUUUUACUAGCUAUAGAUCCUGAUUUUAAAUUGAUUGAAGAUAUCUAGCAUGGCGCUCAUAAUUCCUGACUUUAUGUCUAGGUUUCAUCCAGUUCAGUUGUUACUUUACAUAAAGGUGGCAUGCAAUACGACUGUCUUCAAUAAUGUGUCUCAUCGGUUUGACAGUAUUUAAUAACCAUCAAGUUCCUAUUCACUGCCUGUGUCUUUCCGUCAGAGAACGGGCAAAAUGCCUCACCUAAAUCCAUAGUACAUGGUACUCUGGAGCAGUGGUUCCCAACCGGUGAGCCCCGAGGGAGUCUCCGGUGAGCCCCGACCUGUGGAACGCACAUGGAAUUAUGACUUGGGAGCACCAGUGCCGCUCAGAUGGUCUCAUCUGGAUGGUUGUUUCAUGUCCAGUGUUCUCGGGCUGUUACAUGUAUAUCAUUUGAGGGGCACGCAUCACAAGCAAAGUCAUUUGUAUAAUUUUACUUUGUCUGUGAAAACCAAAUUGCACAGGCAAGUCUGAUUUUAGGAUUAGCGUAGAGUCAUUUAUUUCUUCAUAUAUGUCUCUGAGCUUAGCUGAACCACAGCCUCUGCCAUAGAAACAAACGGAGCAUGGCGUUGUGUCCGGGGUUAAACCUUUACAAUGCAGAAAACCGCUCAUCUGUAGCCCAAACCCUUCAAAACAAUUACUGUCUGCUGUGUAGUACUCUGGAGUACUGAUUACUGUCUGCUGUGUAGUACUCUGGAGUACUGAUUACUGUCUGCUCUGUAGUACUCUGGAGUACUGAUUACUGUCUGCUGUGUAGUACUCUGGAGUACUGAUUACUGUCUGCUGUGUACUACUCUGGAGUACUGAUUACUGUCUGCUGUGUAGUACUCUGGAGUACUGAUUACUGUCUGCUGUGUACUACUCUGGAGUACUGAUUACUGUCUGCUGUGUAGUACUCUGGAGUACUGAUUACUGUCUGCUGUGUAGUACUCUGGAGUACUGAUUACUGUCUGCUGUGUAGUACUCUGGAGUACUGAUUACUGUCUGCUGUGUAGUACUCUGGAGUACUGAUUACUGUCUGCUCUGUAGUACUCUGGAGUACUGAUUACUGUCUGCUGUGUAGUACUCUGGAGUACUGAUUACUGUCUGCUGUGUAGUACUCUGGAGUACUGAUUACUGUCUUCUGUGUAGUACUCUGGAGUACUGAUUACUGUACUUUGAUUAGAUGUUAAGAAGCCUUGCAUUUGUUUUCUCUCUCGUUUGUGAAACUGACUGGUAAAUGUAUUGAUAACCCUGGACUCAUUCCCACAAGCUCAGUCUCAUUCAUGACAGGAUAAAGGCUGUGAGUUCCCAGCCAAAAUACUGAGCAGUUUCUCUUUCUGACAAACCUUGUAUAGCAACAUUAGCAUUGUACACAGUUACUUUAAAAAAUAGAAUAUCAUGAAUUUAAAUGUUACCCCACUUGUAUAUUUUCUAUACAUAUUUUUUAUACACUGAACAAAAAUAUAAACGCAACAUGUAAAGUGUUGGUCCCAUGUUUCAUGAGUUGAAAUAAAAAAUUGCCGACAUUUUCCAUA